Salvelinus namaycush (lake trout) is the source of this 5238-nucleotide messenger RNA. RefSeq names its product insulin receptor substrate 2-like. The coding region runs from base 226 to 3504 and encodes 1092 amino acids. The transcript is spliced from 3 exons. Gene Ontology annotation, biological process: insulin receptor signaling pathway. The record is from RefSeq and is a predicted model, not a curated record. Gene Ontology annotation, molecular function: phosphatidylinositol 3-kinase binding; insulin receptor binding. Gene Ontology annotation, cellular component: plasma membrane; cytosol. NCBI's taxonomy places the organism in Eukaryota, Metazoa, Chordata, Actinopteri, Salmoniformes, Salmonidae.
UACUUUUUACUGCAAGCCAGAACUGGAUGUAAUAACGUCACAUGUUGUUUUUCUCUCCAGCGCAAUCACGGUGGUGUUAUUUGGUGCUUAACUGUUGCAGACAGCGGGAGGGAAUACCUGUGUCGGGUAAUGGAAUAAUUAAAGCGGAUUUACAUUAGUUUUUUCGGUGCUUUGGAAAAUAGCACAAACAACUUCUCUAAAAGUAAGUAAAGCGUGCGCAUCAGAAUGGCGAGUCCUCCAACGAGUGGAGGACAGAUGUUGUCUAAUGUGACCAAUAACAGUAAUAACAUUAAGAAAUGUGGAUAUCUAAAGAAACAGAAGCAUGGACACAGACGUUUUUUCGUGUUGAGAGAACCCAGCGAGAGCUUUCCUGCCCGGCUGGAAUACUACGAGAGCGAGAAGAAGUGGAAAAACAAGUCGGCUGCUAAAAGGGUGAUACUGCUGGACUCAUGUCUUUGCAUAAACAAGCGAGCUGACUCUAAGCACAAACACCUCAUCGCCUUUUACACCAAGGACGAAUACUUUGCAGUGGCAGCCGAAAACGAGCAGGAGCAGGAGAGCUGGUUUCGAGUGUUGUCGGAUAUGAUCGAAGAGGGGAAAGUCUAUGACAGCCCCACGUCUAAUUCCACCUCUCUUUUCUGUUUCGAGGAGGCGAAUUACGGUAUGAUCACGCCAACCACUGCAUUUCACAAGGAGGUAUGGCAAGUGAAUUUGAAGUCUAGAGGACUGGGUCAAACAAAACAUUUGAUAGGGGUGUUUAGGCUGUGUUUAUCCAGUCGGACUAUCAGCUUUGUGAAACUGAACUCGAAGGUUGCGGCUGUCAGUUUACAGCUCAUGAAUAUCCGGAGAUGUGGCCACUCUGACAGCUUUUUCUUCAUCGAGGUUGGUAGGUCGGCUGUCACUGGCCCCGGUGAGCUCUGGAUGCAGGCUGACGACUCGGUGGUUGCGCAAAACAUCCACGAAACCAUCCUGGAGGCGAUGAAAGCCAUGAAAGAGCUGUCAGAAUUCAGACCUCGCAGUAAGAGUCAGUCGGCUAGAACCAACCCCAUUUCAGUGCCCACAAGACGCAACUUGAAUAAUCUUCCCCCAAGUCAGACAGGGUUGGUGAGGAGGUCGAGAACAAACAGCAUAGUGGCCACAUCCCCAAUGAGCAAGUUCACAUCUUGUCGGAUAAGAACUGCUAAUGGGGGGGAUGGCAGCAUGGUCAGGCCAGUGUCUAUGUCAAUAUCUAUGAGCGGGAGUCCCACCAGUCCCCUCUCCAACCGGAUCCCCCUAAGCCGGUCAAGUACGCUCUCCAGCGGACGCAUUUGCCGGAUACUGGAGUCCAGCCUCCAGCACAGCCGCUCCUUGCCCGUUUCCAACUCCCCCCCCUCAGUCUGCAGUUCCAUCUGCCUCUCUCCCAUGAGUGGGACCCUCCCCACCCCUGAUGCGGUCCACCGCCCCUUCAGCUGCAGCGCCUCCAUCUCAGGCUCCCUCAGUGACGCAAGCUUUAUGCUAUGCGACGAGUACAGCUCCAGCCCAGGCGACACCUCCAGGCUCCUACCCCUCACCAGGAGUGACACCCACGACUCCCUCUCCAGCACUCCCCCCUCCUGGGAGGCCAACGACCUGUGUGGCUACAUGAUUAUGGACAGGACGAAUGACCAACAGCGGGCGUGCCAGGAGGAGGACCUGACAUCGCAGAAGGCGUACAGGAAGAGGACAUACUCUCUCACCACACCACGCCAACACAGGGUGCCCGCUCAGCUGUCGUCUGCCUCGUUGGAUGAGUACACCCUAUUGUGGGCUGCCCACCACAACAACAGCGGGCACCACUCCAGAAACAGCUCCAUCUCCGCCUCCCCAAAGAGAGGCGAAUCCAACGGUAACCUAGGAGGGGACGAUGGCUAUAUGCCUAUGAUGACGGGUGUGGCAGCGCCGCCCGGGGGAAACAACAGCAAGGCAGACGCUUACAUGCCCAUGAGCCCCAUGUGUGUCUCGGCUCCCAAGCAGAUCAUCAACCCCGGGGCCCAAAUCCACCAGGACGGGGGCGGCUACCGGACCAACUCACCCAGCAGCGGAGGCUCCUUGGAGGACAGCGGCUACAUGAGGAUGUGGUGCAGCUCUAAGUCGUCCAUUGAAAGCCCUGACAGCCGCUCGACCUACAUGAACAUGUCCCCUAGCAACGCUGCUUACACCACCUCGCAGACCUCCCCGGACUACUUCCUGGAGCAGCUUCUGGGUGGUGAGCCUUCCAUCUACUCCGCAGACUCCCUGCCGUGCCCCACCAAACUCCACCAGACUUCCAAGGAGGUGGGGGACACUAAUGACCAAUACGUCCUGAUGAGCCCCCAAGGCCAUCAGUCGCUAGGUGGGGAGUCAGACGACUACUACUCAGUGAUGACCAAUGCGGCCACGCUCAACUCCUCGGUGCCCUCAGCCAUCAGACAGAGCCGGGGAACUGAGAGCCUGACGUCCCACCAGGGGAGGAUGGGGCGACCCAACCGGCUGUCUCUCGACAGCUUUAGGAUCCUGCCCAGCAUGAACGAGCACCUCUUGCCCGGGGAACCUAGGAGCCCGGGCGAGUAUAUCAACAUAGACUUCAGUGAGAGCACCAAGUACUCCUCUCUGUCAGCAUCCAAUGAGAGCCAGGAGUCGUCUCCGGGCUCCAUCGGCAGCCAGCCGAGGUCCCCUCUCUCCGACUACGUGAACCUGCACCACAUCGUCUCGCACUCACCCAAGGCCGGAGACACCCCUGCCGGACGGUUGGACACGGUCCCUGAGUUAUCCCUGUGCCCUUGUCUGGAUGGGGAGGGAGUGUACCAUCUCCGAUCGAAGAGGGAUUCCAAGUGCCCCCUGAGAGGCAAGGAUGAGUACACCGAGAUGACAUUUGGACUUGGAAUGGCCAACAAGCCUCCCCAGUUCGUCCCUCAGACCUCAGCAAGCCCCAGUGCCAGAGAGAAGAGGCUAUCCCUGGGUGAGCAGAGCCUCCCGGUGGGCAUUGGGGUAUUCCUCCUUGGCGCCGUCAACCCCGUGGAUCCUGACAAGGCCGCCAAGGUGAUCUGGGCCGACCCCCAUGGGCGCAGGCGGCACAGCUCCGAAACCUUCUCCUCUACGGCUACCGUCACCCCUGUGUUCCCCUCGUUCGCCCAUGGGAAUGCCAAACGCCACAGCUCGGUGGAGAACCUGUCGGUGCGGAGCAGCGAGGGCUCAGACGAGGAGAGUGACAGCCCCAUGAUUAGAGAGAACUCUGCGGGCUUCCAGAAUGGACUGAACUAUAUUGCCCUGAACCUAAUGGAGAACCGGGACAGGGACAUGCAAGGGAGCCCUCCAUGGAUUACACGUCGCGCCGUAUGUCUGUUUGGGGUUCAAGGAGGCGGCAACCACUGUCAAAGACUGAACAGGACAGUGGAUGAUCCAAGCCCUCAUCAUCCAUGCUCUGAGAUGGACAGUCAUACAUUGGGGGUGGCCGAGACAACCUGCUGCUGUAAAUUAACUCGAGAAGUAAGGCUGUGCCUCAUAUGACCCAACAAACACCCCCACCAUGGCUAACUCCCUUGCCCAUGGACGGGAAUCCUAACUGGUGCUGUCCCAGAGACUCUGUACUAAAAAGGAGAUGGGGCCAGAGGCUCCUGUAUAUGGGGGACCUCUGUAUGUGUCUAGAGGCUAUAUUUCUGGCUCUGUUUAUCUGUUUUGAAUUUUCCCUCUGGUUUUUGGUUUUGUCUCAUGGACUGUGAGUAGCCUGUCUGUUGACCCACAAGACAAGACAUGUAAGGCACAGUACAUGUACUUACACCCUCCUCAAAAGAUUUGUCAACACCCCCCCCCCCCCCCCCCCCCAACACACACACACACACACACACAGCAUGCAUAUAUUAUUUAUUUACUUACAUGAGUAUGGAUGGGUCGACGUUUGUGUGUGUAAAAACAGACACCAUGAUAGUUUCAGUAACACAUUCGCUAGCAAACCAUUUAAAAUACUCCAAUCCCUACCUCAGAAAGAGCAAGGCCGCAUACUGAGUAAUGUAUAGAUAUAUUUAGGUUGUAUUUAUUUUGUAAUGUUUCAUAAAGACCAGCCCAAAGCCUUACUGUCUUUAAUGUAUUUGUAAGGCACAACAAAGACAAUCUGAUUUAUUCUUCUGAUAUUAAAGUAUUUUCUUAAUUCUAAUUUCAUGCUAUAUGAUACUAUUUAAGAGUAUUUAUUACUAGUUCCAGUUAUGAGGUGAGAAAUACAUAUUAAAGUACAUUAAUGUAGUAAGGAUGCAAAGAUGUUGGUCUGUGUACUUCCUAGUAGUAGUCAGAACUUCAACUAACCCAGGCAUUUACUGUAUUUGCAAUGCAUUACCCAUAUCCCUAGCUGUAACCUGAUUACAUGAUAGAACAUCUCAAUGAUUUAGUUUUGGGGGUAGAACCACACGAUUUGGAGUCAUGGGGAUUGCCACAGUCACUGCUGGUGUAAGCACGAGGAGUACAUAGUGCCAGGGUCCUGUUCAUUAGGCACCAAACGGAUGAAAAUGAACUGAAACAAGGGAAGACUACUUGGACUUAUAAAUGUUUGGUGCCCUAAUGAAUUGUGCCCCAGUUUUCUCACACAUUUCUCACAACUCAUUAGAUUGUAACACACUAGCGACACAUCUGAAUGUAGUAGAGCACUUGAUGUAGUAGAAACGACAAUUGAAAAUUAAGUGGGAGGGGGAGACAUUUAUCAAACUGUAUUAUUUAAUAUGUACUACACAUGAAGUAUUUUCUCUGCAGGCUUUUUUUGUGUAGAUUAUGUACAUAAGAGUUUAUCUGAAAUAGGAUGUGGAUAGUGAAGAUAAAUUUAGUCAUGUUGCAAUGAAAUUACUAAACAAUGUAAAGAAAAUAUUUUUGAAAAUUAUAUGUUUUUGGAUUGCAAUGUAUGCCUUUACCCCCUCACAUUUACUUGUGAAUAAGUCUAUAAUAUUUAAAAAUAUAAUUACCUUCGGUAUAUUUAGUUAUCUUUGCCUUGUUGACAACACUUUACCCAUAUGGCAUAUUCAAUAGUGAAACACAUUAACUUAGUUUGUAACCAAAUGUACACAUUGUGUUGAUAUAUAUUUUAAGUUUUUGAAGAAAGGAAUUAUUUUGCUCUUUGUAUAUCUCUUUCUACCUACUUUUGAUGCUAUUUUUUGUCACUGGAAACAUAUAGUGUAUAUAUAUUCAACAGUGCGCUCACUUUUAGUGUAUAUCUACUGUUUCUUACUCGAAGAUUGAAAUGUGAACUAUAUUGAGAUGGCA